Trichosporon asahii var. asahii CBS 2479 is the source of this 1932-nucleotide messenger RNA. RefSeq lists its product as uncharacterized. The transcript is spliced from 7 exons. Gene Ontology annotation, biological process: maintenance of protein localization in endoplasmic reticulum. Lineage: Eukaryota; Fungi; Basidiomycota; Tremellomycetes; Trichosporonales; Trichosporonaceae. The record is from RefSeq and is a predicted model, not a curated record. Gene Ontology annotation, cellular component: endoplasmic reticulum membrane. The coding region runs from base 1 to 1932 and encodes 643 amino acids.
AUGUGGGGAUGCGGAGAAGGCGUGGUGGAGGUCUCAGGUCUUGAAUCUGGCGUGCGAGGAAGACAUCAGGGGUCAUGGCCGGGUGCGUCGGAACUGUCCGUUAUCUCAUUUCCCAUUGCACUCGCGCUCCCUGCCUUCCUUCGACGUCGAAACAUGGCAGAGGAUUGGACCCCGCCUUGGAAGCGGGACGACGGUGUCCAGGAUCCUCACGAGGUCGAGGUCUCCGCUCUUGAGGAUGCCCUGACCGUUCCUCGGCCAGAGUCAGCUUCGACAUUGACGGCUCAAUCGGCAGGAGAGUACGACAUGGAUAUCGACGACGAACUGCCCACGACCUACUCAUCGUUGCCACCGUCACCCCGCGCUUCUGAGUACUCUCGACGACUCGACAUCUCGGAGCUGCAAUCGGCGUUCAACAGGGCAGAUCCGUCACCGCGCCGGCCGUUUGCGUCAUUGAGUGAUGGAGAGAGUGAUACGCAAGAAUUCUGGCCUGCGCGUUCCAGAAGGCAGACGUUGGACUAUGCCAAUCGACCAUCGCUGGACACCUUACAGAAGCCUCGACGGCACACCUUGUCGAGGACCUCUUCCAACACCACCCGCCAAGAGCUGACGAAGGAGACCACGCGGCUGAAGCCUGAGCCGGAAGUCGACGAGCCGGCCUCACCAGUGGAAGACUCCACGCCCCCGAACCGUGUGAAGGAGACGAAACCGGGGCUCAGUCUGUGGGACCUGCUCCGAGACGAAGACGCAGCAGAACAAUGGGAAGGCUGGAUCGCGGAUGGAAAAUGGGAGCGCAUAGCCAACUUCCUCGCAGUGCCCCUCGUAGUUGAGAAGGACACGAUUAAGCUCUAUGUGAUCUUUAAUGCCCUCGAGAUCGGCGACCGUCUCUGCUGUGCGUUUGGGCAAGACGUUAUCGACACCCUCUUCGCUAGGGAUACACUCACAUACACGGACAAGCGGCGGAAGAGAGAUCAUGUCCGUCCAGUCUUCUUCUUCACUCUGUCACUGGCAUACGUCUUCGUCCAUACCCUCAUCUUCUUUUACAUGCUCAUCUCGCUGAACGUCGCUAUCAACUCUUACGAUUAUACCCUUAUAUCACUCCUCAUCAGCAACCAGUUUGUGGAGAUCAAAGGAUACAUUGUGGAGCGGUUCCAGUUGGGUCUAAUGCUCGUGGUCAUCUCGCUCAGAAACAUGAUCGAGAUGGCAGGUUCAGACUUGGCCUUCCUUCCCCGAAGUUUCGUUCGCGGCAAAAGUCUUCUCGAGCGUAUUCUCUCUCACGCCUUCAUCGCCAAGUUCAACCACGUGCGCGCCACCGUCUACGGACGUUUCACGGACAUUCUCGCCAAAGACGUUCUUCUCGCAGGAACGUAUAAAACUGAGGGUCGCAACAAGAAGAAGUCCCCUCUUGUAUCGCGCCGCCUCGGCAUCGCCAACAUCCCUCUAGCGGUCCUCGUCGUGCGCAUCGGUGCCCAGAUCUUCGGAAUGCUCACAAGCUCGGGGCACGCGGUCGACGGCGAAGCGCUGAGCUCGGGUCUGUUCUGGACGGCUCUAAAGUGGGUGAUCGGCAUUCUUGUCACUGCCACAGCAUGGGGCUGCUUGGUGGUCGUCAAGCUCUUGCUCGGUCUCGGUCUCCUCAGUUACUCGGCACUAAGACAAGCUGGUAUGGAGGAGCGCGAAGCCGAAGACGAGAUGAACAACUUUGGUCGCGAUCCCGUGGGAGUCAGCAAGGAAGAGAUGGCGUACCACAAGGAAGUAUCCCAGUAUCUGUCCCAGCCGGCCGAUGAUCUUCCCGAUCACCCCUCAGCUCCCAUCUCUGCGGCCGACCCCGCGACACCUCGACCGACCCAUACAGCGCUUCCUAAACCGCAAGGAAAGAAGAAGAAUUGGAAACUUGAGGAUGUCGAACGUUGGACGAUGGUGAAGCGCAUUUGGUAG